This is a messenger RNA of Pseudophryne corroboree (corroboree frog), 2101 nucleotides long. It is a transcript of the gene PTPMT1, whose product is annotated as protein tyrosine phosphatase mitochondrial 1. Gene Ontology annotation, biological process: protein dephosphorylation. The record is from RefSeq and is a predicted model, not a curated record. Gene Ontology annotation, molecular function: phosphatidylglycerophosphatase activity; phosphatidylinositol-4,5-bisphosphate 5-phosphatase activity; protein tyrosine/serine/threonine phosphatase activity. The coding region runs from base 333 to 902 and encodes 189 amino acids. Gene Ontology annotation, cellular component: mitochondrion. The transcript is spliced from 6 exons. NCBI's taxonomy places the organism in Eukaryota, Metazoa, Chordata, Amphibia, Anura, Myobatrachidae.
UGGUGUGCUCUAGGUGAGGCGUGAUUCCAUACCCACAGAUGCUGCCGAGCUCUUACCCUCUACAUCCGGAACUCACCUUCUCUCGCUCUCACGCACCGGAAGUUACCCGGAGCGCUUUGGCAGCCGGACCUGACACAGGUGGGGACGUCAGAGCUGCCCUGCUUGCCCUUGCUGCCCGGCUUCAAUCCCGGGGAUUGAUGCUGGCUUGUGUGGGGAGGGGGCCUGCUCCGGAGAGCCAGCGUUCUCCAAGUGCAGCCACAAGUCUGAUGUGAGGGCACCACAAUAGAGACCAGUCUUGCUGCAGGUGCUGUAUAAUUUGUCUUACAGGAAUCAUGUCUCUGCAGUCGGUAACCACUCGCGUUUUAUUUUACCCGACCUUGCUGUAUAACGUACUGAUGGAGAAGGUGUCUCGCCGGAAGUGGUAUGACCGGAUCGAUGACACUGUGAUCCUGGGAGCAUUGCCCUUCCGAGGCAUGAGUGAAAUGCUAAUUAAAGAGGAGAAUGUUCGUGGGGUCAUCACUAUGAAUGAAGAAUAUGAGACCAGACAUUUGUGCCACAAUUCUCAGCAGUGGGAAGCUUUGGGUGUGGAACAGCUGAGGCUGAGCACGGUUGAUUUCACCGGUGUCCCCACCCUGGAGCACUUACAGAAGGGGGUCGAGUUUGUUCACAAGCACCAAGAAAAGGGCAACAGCGUUUACAUUCACUGCAAGGCUGGCCGCUCCCGCAGCGCUACCAUGGUAGCUGCCUAUGUAAUUGAGAGACAUAAAUGGAAGCCUGACGUUGCCAUGAGUUUUAUAGCAGAAAUCCGGCCACAUAUCCUGAUCCGCAACAGUCAGCAACAAAUGCUGGAGAAGUUCUAUCUAUUGGUCACGAAUCAGGAGGCGCCAGGAUAUGGAGGAUGAAAUGAAGGGGAAUUAUAUGUAUUUUUGUUGUCUUGAGCGUCUAACAAGAAUCUUUCACCAUCAGAUACCUCUUGUACCAUUAGGACAGACUCUAUUUGACAGCUCAGGCCUCAAGACUGUCUAUUACUGCUGUGUGUACAUUCUGUCCUCAUUUAUUGAAGGAAAGAAUGUUUCUCUAGACCGUUGUGUGGUAAUUUUGUCCUUAUUGUAGAGGACAUUUUAUAAAUAUAAAUUGUCUCUAUAAAUAUAUUACAUGUACACAUUUGCAAUGCACACACACACACACACACACACACACACACACACACACACACACACACACACACUAUACAUUAUAUAUGUUAGUUAUUUGGACAUCUAUUAAAGACGGUUUUAGAAAAAUAGAAAUUCAAUAUAUAUAUAUAUAUAUAUAUAUAGACUUAUUCGUGUGUAUGUAUGUGUGGGGUAAAUUUGGCAUCGACUGAACCAAUUUUUAUGGCGUUUUCACAGAACUUUUUCUUGAGAUCCUCCGAGUUAGGGAAGCCAAUCUUGGCUCGGGAUCGCGGGAUUUAGGGCCAAAAACAUCCGGGAUUCAGUCCUGGCAUUGGAAGCUCCACACGGUAUCCUGAUGAUAGAUUGACAACCAAUAGGUUGACCCCAGAUAGUCGACAGUACAAAAGGUCAACACAAGUUUUGUUUUUUCAUACUAUACCAUACACGCAGGCACCUUCUGUGUCAGAUGUGUCCAUGCGAUCUUUAGGAACUUUCAUAUUACGAUAUCUUUGCACUUUAGUUAAGGUAUCGGUUUUUAUUUUUCAACAGUAUUUCCUUGCUAAAAUAAAAAACACUUAACCAUUUGCCUGGCAUGGUCGCAUCAGUGUGUGACCAUGCCUGCAAGUGCUUUAUCUGACCUGGUCACACAGGAUGCGACCAGUCAGAUAAACUGUGUUAGCAACGGCAGGGAAGAGAAACUUCUCUCCGCUGCUGCUCUCAGAGGGACCUUCUAGCACCCAGCCCCCAGUGUUGCCGCGCUGCCGAUCAUUGCUGAGCGGUCAGCACGGCAGGAUCCCCCAGUGGCUGCAGACAAUAGUAGCUGCUGGUAAGUGUAAAUCAUCGACCCCUUUGUGUACCUGACAGCUGUCCGGGCUCUAAAAACUAAAGUUGCAAUGUUACCGAUGGUCACGAUGUUACCGUUCGAUGUUUGACUUUUUUUUUUUUUU